This is a messenger RNA of Jatropha curcas, 1234 nucleotides long. RefSeq names its product HIT-type Zinc finger family protein (gene SEF). Gene Ontology annotation, biological process: chromatin remodeling. The record is from RefSeq and is a predicted model, not a curated record. Lineage: Eukaryota; Viridiplantae; Streptophyta; Magnoliopsida; Malpighiales; Euphorbiaceae.
AUGAAUUGAAAUUGAAGAAAAUUGAACUCUAUGGAGAGUAAGAGAAAGCCAAGAAGAGGUCAACAACGUUUUAGUUUAAUGCGAGAGAAGAAGAGAAAGAGGAAGAGAAAGAAGAAGAAGAAGAAGCUAUGUCCCAUCAAUAUUCUUUGAAUCUGAAAAUUUUCCUCCAAUUUGCUUGGUUCCACAGUCAGGGUAGGUAAAUCUAACGGUCCAAAUUUGCUGACGCAUGGAAUGUCUGUACCAAAUGUGACCCGUAGAACCCUCACGAGAAUAAACCGACAUCGUUUAGAGACCAAGAAGUCCAACCAGUGAACCAGCAACAAAUUUGCUCUUUCUUCCUUCCCUAUCAGUCUCAUCCAAUUUCUCCGCAACCCUAACCGCAACACACCACAAUGGACGAUGACGUUUCGAACUCGUUUAGGCGAAUGUCGAGCCGAACUCGUAAAGUUGCUCCGAGAAUGGCUGCAGCUCUUGCAAGCACCGACAAUCGAACUCAGGCAGCUCUUGCCCGACUUGAAGCAUUGGAAAAUGAUUAUGUCGGCAUGGAAACGGUGGAAACUAAUGAUGAUGAUGAGGCCUCCCUUGAUGAUGAUGAUGAAGGAUAUAUGCAAAAGAAGCAGUCUAAGAGCUCAAAACGCAAAACGCGACAAGCAAAAGCGCUUGAGAAUGCUAGGAAAGCGCCAAGAAAUUUUCUUGAGCUCUUACAUGAGGCAAAUUUGGAAUCUUUGCCUCCACAUGUUCCAUCUUAUUUGAGGGCAGCAGUAGGACCACCAAGCUCUACCUGCCGCCGUCAUUUCUGCACUGUUUGUGGAUAUGCUUCCAACUAUACAUGUGUUCGGUGUGGGAUGCGCUUUUGUUCAAUCCGUUGCCAGAAAAUUCAUGAUGAUACUCGUUGUCAGAAAUUUGUUGCAUAAGAUUGUUGUAGAUACAACUUGACCUUGGACAUACUGUACUAGGAUAGAGCAGCCAGUACAUGAUUUAACCCAUUGAAGCAAGGUUUUUGACCACUGUUUGUCUGCAUAUUUAGUCGUAAUGCACUUGGUAAAACCCUAGUUAUUCUGUAGGUGUCAGUUGAGUUUUUUUACCCCUCCUUUUGACCAGCAUUGGCAGUGCAUGUUCCAGGUUGCUGUGCCCAUUUAUAUAAGCCGUUUUUAUAUGAACAUUUUAGAAUUUUACAUUAUGAUUGUAAUGUUUUAUGAAACUAAGUUCUGUUCGUAUAUCCAGUGAAGUUGCA